CAGCUCGAAUCCUUCGCGAAGCUUCAUUGGGCACCAUAUGAAUAUAUUUUGUUUGCUAAACCAAAUCAUGCCGAAGUAUUAAGGAGCCUCGCUGAACUAAAAGGAAGUUCAGCAAACGGCUUGCUUUUCCCAUUCCAUUUAUUUUCGAUCCGUAGCUGGUCUUUCAAAUUUACCGAUUCGAUUGAAGACUACACACUUCUCGAUGAACUGGAUAUCCCUAAAGAUCAAGUGAAGUUGGUCAUUGUAAUUGCUAGCGGCCCCAAAUCUAUUAAUGAAGACGCUGAAAGUAAAACAUUGAAUGUAACCGAAGAAAUUCGAAAGGAAGUUGAUAGCGCUCCAAUUUGCGUUGUUGCUCAGUCGGAUAAUCAACAUGAAGCGUAA
Loa loa (African eye worm) is the source of this 381-nucleotide messenger RNA. RefSeq lists its product as hypothetical. NCBI's taxonomy places the organism in Eukaryota, Metazoa, Nematoda, Chromadorea, Rhabditida, Onchocercidae. The record is from RefSeq and is a predicted model, not a curated record. The annotation marks the transcript as partial. The transcript has 3 exons.